AAUUCAAGGGGUUGUUUCUGUUUGAUCGGCAAAUUGAAGGCGGUGGUUUACACUUUACAUUUCCACUUUGAUUUCGUUCUAUAAUUCGAAUUCGCACACGUUAUCUUCGAUAUGCCAAUCUCUGUAACCAAGCUCGGAAGUUCGCUUCCAUUCUCCAGAAUUUUUAGGCAUGUAGAGCAGGAGAUGGAGACUGUGGUUAAAGUACUUCAACCUGGACCUUUGGGAAUUAUAGAGCACAAAUUUUCUGCCGAGGAGAUUGUGAGCGCCAAUGCUACUGUUAAGAAAGCGGUAGAGAAUUGGAAGAGGAAUGCAAUUGUAGAACGAAAUAGACCCAUCUUGAAAGAUUAUCUUAAUUGAUGACAUAUUUUUGUUCAUACUUUCUUUGAAAUAUUCUGAUGCGAAGAAUAAUUCUGUACAAUUGUAAGCUCUCACCAUCCUUCAUUGUGGUCAUGGAUGAUUCUUGCUAACAAUGAUUAAUUAUAUGUCUUUAUUCGCUUGUUUCUUUA
Messenger RNA from Cynara cardunculus var. scolymus (artichoke), 506 nucleotides. RefSeq lists its product as uncharacterized. NCBI's taxonomy places the organism in Eukaryota, Viridiplantae, Streptophyta, Magnoliopsida, Asterales, Asteraceae. The record is from RefSeq and is a predicted model, not a curated record. The coding region runs from base 112 to 357 and encodes 81 amino acids. The transcript is spliced from 2 exons.